Staurois parvus is the source of this 231-nucleotide messenger RNA. NCBI's taxonomy places the organism in Eukaryota, Metazoa, Chordata, Amphibia, Anura, Ranidae. The record is from the annotation of a GenBank genome assembly.
CAGCUCUCCUCCCCCACCAUCCACACUACAUUCUCUGACAGCUCUCCUCCACCAUCCACACUACAUUCUCUGACAGCUCUCCUCCCCCACAGGCCACACUACAUUCUCCGACAGCUCUCCUUCCCCCUCCAUCCACACUACAUUCUCUGGCAGUUCACCUUACACCAUCUACAGUGCACUUGGUUUUCAGAAAGAUUUCCCGCACUCUGAACAUAAAUAGGGACGCUCACC